This is a messenger RNA of Prunus armeniaca (apricot), 444 nucleotides long. The record is from the annotation of a GenBank genome assembly. NCBI's taxonomy places the organism in Eukaryota, Viridiplantae, Streptophyta, Magnoliopsida, Rosales, Rosaceae.
AUGAUUUUGUCCAAAGAAAUUCGUGAGCUCAAACAGACGACCGGGACAGAAGCCAGUAUCUUUGUCGUGACCAAGGACAACAAGCUCUAUUGUGUCAACGGGCAACACCGCUUCCAAGACAUGCGAGCCCAUGUCUUUGAUACAAACGUUUCUAAUGAUGAAAUGGGGGAAUCAGAGAGCAAAACCCUAGACUCGAGUGUGCAUGAGGAUGAGAGUCAAUGCACAUUUAACCGGCAGAUUGGGACUAUGAGCCAAGAGGAAGAUCUGGAGAAGGCUCUCACUCCACCUCAUGUGGUUUGGCGUGAGGCUUUUGAUGCCGCCACCUUGGAUGCUACUGGUGAUGGCAGGUCUUCGAAUGUUGAUAGAGAUGGCAGUGCUACUACAACUGUUUCUUGUGCCUUUGGAUCUAGAUUAGGACGGAGUGGCAUCAGGCAUGCUUGUUAG